CCCGCGAGAGGUCUCCACCGUCUCUCCUGCCGACCCUUAAAACCAACUCUUAAAAUCUUACUCUUCACUUUGUACUGCCUACUGCCAUUGUAGAAUGCCCUUUACAUUUGUUAACGCCUUUGUAAACAUAACAGUGUAAAAGAGCACUUUUAUUUAAUGCCACUUCUGAUCAUAUUAUACGUAAGAUUCUGAUCGUAUUGACCUUCAUUUGAGGGCAAAAGCCAUUCAAGAAAAAAGAAGACUGCCUGCGUUUUGCUGCGUUUUUCUUAAUGAACGAAUGAGAAAUCCAUAAAAAGAAGAAAGAAGAAAUCUAUUGAACAAGAAGUGUAACAAUCUCGUUUUCCCAAAAAAAUGACACUCUUUUAUUAUUUUUACAAGAUACAAAUGAUAAUUGGAUAUUAUUAUUUGUGUGUAAAUGCUGUAAAGAAUAACAGCAGUUGUCAAUGUGGAAACAAGUUGAAUCGUCAAGCAAUUUUCAAUCCUCAAGCAGGAUAUUGUAUUGUGGAUAAUUCUAAAUUGGAUGCAAUUCAUAUGAAAGAGGAGAAAAUGAAGAAAAUGUUUAAGAUAAAUGCUGGGACGUAUUCCAUAGGAACGAAUAAUCCAGUUUUUAUAGCAGAUGGAGAAGGUCCAAAACGUGAAGUAAUAUUAGAUAGUUUUUAUAUAGACAAAUUUGAAGUAAGUAAUGAAGAGUUUGCAACUUUUGUAAGAACUACCGGAUAUAUAACGGAAGCAGAAAGUUUUGGAGAUUCCUUUGUCUUUGAAGGUCUUUUAACGCAAAAUAUAAAGGACAAAAUCAAUGAAACAGUUGUGCAAGCUCCUUGGUGGACACCUGUGAAACAAGCUUCAUGGCAACAUCCGGAAGGCUCUGAUUCAAAUAUCACUUAUAGAAUGGAUCAUCCUGUUGUUCAUGUUUCCUGGCAUGACGCAGUUGCUUAUUGCAAUUGGAUAAGAAAGAGAUUACCAACUGAAGCAGAAUGGGAAGUUGCAUGCCGUGGUGGACUUUCAGAUAGAUUAUAUCCUUGGGGAAAUAAAUUGAUGCCGAACAAUCAGCAUAAAGCCAAUAUUUGGCAAGGCAAUUUUCCUACAGAAAACACUGAAGAAGAUGGAUUCAAAGGCACAUCGCCGGUUACGAUGUUUUUACAAAACAAAUAUGGUUUACAUAAUAUUGUUGGAAAUGUUUGGGAGUGGACAGCUGAUUGGUGGAUAACGAGGCACUCGAGCGAUCGACAAACAAAUCCUUUUGGUCCAUCUAGCGGUAACAAUAAAAUAAAAAAAGGUGGCUCUUAUCUUUGUCACAACAGUUACUGCCACAGAUACAGAUGUGCCGCACGUAGUCAAAAUACACCCGAUACAUCAGCUGGAAAUUUAGGCUUUAGAUGUGCUAUAUCGGCAUAGGUAAAUCAUUUAUACUAAAAAUUAGAGACAGGAUAUGUAAAGAUUGAAAAUAUAUUAUAAAUACAAUAUUGUGUGUAAAUAAGAUGAUAUUUCUUCUAUAUAAAAUUAGAAUGAAUAUCACAUACACACACACACACACAUCUUUUAAAAUUUUAUUUCUUCAACAAAACAUAACAUUAUAUAAAAAAAUAUAAAAUAUAAUAUAGAAUAAAAUUAGCUAUUUAUUAACUAAUAUUUUUCGAUGAUAUUGUUUAUGAGAGAUAAUUGUUAAAAAAAUUACCCUUUCAAAAAAAGAUUUAAAAAAUAGUGCUAGAUCCAUGCAUUUGUUAAAAAAGAUUGUUGUAUAUAAAAUGCUGCUGUAAUAUGUAUUUCCCAUUUAAAUGUUUUUUUCUACAAAAAAUGAUAUCAAAUUUCGCCCAAUUAAGAAUAAAAAAUAUGUGCUAUAAAAUUUA
Messenger RNA from Formica exsecta, 1847 nucleotides. Its product is annotated as formylglycine-generating enzyme. Gene Ontology annotation, cellular component: endoplasmic reticulum. The coding region runs from base 352 to 1395 and encodes 347 amino acids. Lineage: Eukaryota; Metazoa; Arthropoda; Insecta; Hymenoptera; Formicidae. The record is from RefSeq and is a predicted model, not a curated record. The transcript has 4 exons.